GUUGUGCUCGCUUGUGCUCUCCCUGCUCUCUGACCCCAGUGGCAACUCCCAUUCACUGCACUCAGGCUCCUUCUGUGGGAGGCUGCUCCCUUAGCUUUCUCUCCCCUCCCGCUUGUCUGUCAGUGUCUCUCGUCCGCCUCCUCGCUGUCUUGUCUGGUUUCUUUGCACAGAAGCCAGCCGAGGUCCCACCGGGUCGAAGGUUCUGCCCUACCUGCGCCUUCUUUGCUCUUACACCGCCUGCUCUUCUUGUGCUGCCGCAUGGACCCUCGUCUCCCCGCCGCGUAGGGAGCGACCCCGACCUGGCUCUCUUCCUCCGGCUUGACACAAAAAUCGCACGACAAAGACUCCAGUGUGCUGGGUCGGUCAGCCGGGUCUGUGCUGUCGCUGCUUCUGUGGGUGACUUCCUGGGCUUUUCAAAGCCGGUCUGAAGGAUGUCCGCUGUACGGAUCGCUGCUGAAUUCCGGUAAACGAACGGCGUCUCAUGUCCAAACGGCGGAAGGAUGGCUCAUGGCAAAGUGACCAUCACGGUGGAUGAGUACAGCUCCAACCCGACACAGGCCUUCACACAUUACAACAUCAACCAGAGCCGCUUCCAACCUCCACACGUCCACAUGGUGGAUCCAAUUCCCUACGACACUCCCAAGCCGGCCGGCCACACCAGAUUUGUGUGCGUAUCGGACACACACUCGCGGACAGACGGCAUCCAGAUGCCUUACGGUGAUGUGCUGCUGCACAUGGGGGACUUCACUGAGCUAGGCCUUCCCUCUGAGGUUAAGAAGUUCAACGACUGGCUAGGUGGUCUCCCUUAUGAGUUCAAGGUGGUAAUUGCCGGAAACCACGAGCUGACCUUCGAUAAGGACUUUAUGGCUGAGCUGGUCAAGCAGGAUUACUACCGUUUCCCCUCAGUCUCCAAACUCAAGCCAGAGGACUUUGAUAAUGUCCAGUCGCUCCUCACAAACUGUGUCUAUCUGCAAGACUCGGACGUCACCAUAAAGGGAUUCCGGAUAUACGGCGCACCAUGGACUCCAUGGUUUAACGGCUGGGGUUUCAAUCUGCCUCGGGGUCAGUCUCUGCUGGAUAAAUGGAACCUCGUCCCAGAGGGCAUCGACAUCUUGAUGACCCACGGUCCUCCGCUGGGUUUCAGAGACUGGGUUCCUAAAGAGCUUCAGAGGGUUGGUUGUGUGGAGCUGCUCAACACGGUGCAGAAGAGGGUACGACCCAAACUCCAUGCGUUCGGAGGCAUACAUGAAGGCUACGGCAUCAUGACAGACGGUUACACAACGUUCAUCAACGCAUCCACUUGCACCGUCAGCUUCCAGCCGACCAAUCCCCCUAUCGUGUUCGACCUACCCAACCCUUCCAGCUCCUGAGACCAAAGGAAACGGAAACGGGCGCGGGUCGGUGGGUGGGAGUGUUUGGGAUUAACUACAGUUUUUUUACUACAAAUAUGUAAAUUUAAAAACAAAGGAAAAAAAUAAUGUUUCCUUUUUGGCCUCUCCAAUGUAUUGAGAAUAUUUGGAGAAGUGACGGGAAGGACUCGGGGAUACAGUAUGUAUACUUGUCUGUGGAUUAAAGGAGAAUAUCGCUGAGUGUUUUUUUAACACAAUCAUGGAUAUUUUGUCCAUUAUGAACAAUUUUUUUUUUUUCCUGCAAAAUUCACUUUUUAUGUCAACGCUGCAGAUUGACAUUUUAAUCACUUAACACAGGGAGGAACAACACUCUUUAUUUGUACACGAUAAAGUUAUGCAGACAAUAGAAUAUUUAGUGAAGCGGAUGUACACAGGAACUACGGAGGGGUAGACACCGGUAUUCUCCUUUUUUUCAGCGGGGGGGGUUUGUGAUUAAACAAUCUUGCUCUUGAUAAAUAACGGUCAGAUCUGUAAGAUAAACAACGCUUGGUGAAUUUGUACAAUUUCUUUAUGUUUGUUUUUUUUCUUUGACCUGACAAUGGAUGCCAUUUGUGUUGUUAUCAUUUAUUAGGUGUUAGGUCGGUUUUAUUUUAGUUUUUCCUCAUUUUGUUAUUGGCUGACAGGGACGCUGCCUUAAACUAGCUUUAAUGUUGUCAGCUACGAGCCCCACUCUCUGCCAGUUCAGAGAAAAAAGUCCUUAUUUAUUGUCCAUCAUCCCCGCAAAAAACAUGUGACUGACGCAGGGAGUGAAAGCUAUUAUGAAUUCCAGCCCAAACAUUUACUUUGUAUUCCAUCCCGUUUAAUGACUCCUGAUCUAAUUUGGAAAGUGUAUGUAUAAAAAAUAUAUAUAUAUUAUAUAUUCAUGUUGUAAAACUUCUGUACUUAAACUUGUGUUUGAUGACAAAAAGGGUGUAUUUGUCUUUCUCUAUGCACCCGUAUGAUUGAUCUUAAUUGUUCUUGGAAAAAAUGUCCCAUUUUUUUUGUAUGGACUCUCCCAUUAGGGUACAUCUUGGAUGAGAGCGCAACAUGAAACAUUUCAGUCACAAUCCAUCAGGCGAUGUUCCCCCCCCCCAUUCACACCCCCAGCAACACGCCUGCCUAAACAUGCUUAAGUUGUCCUUUCAAGUGUAAAUCUGAUAGUUUUGUGUUUUAUUGCUUUUCUUUAUUCUUAUUUUGCACUGUGUGUAAACGCAAUCUUGCUAGCACAAAAAAAAAAAUGUUGCCAAUUGUAGUUUGGACUUUGCUGCUGUAAAUGCUCUUUUCGUGCUCUCUUCCUCUCUUUCGCUCUUUUUCUCUGAUUGUAUCCCUCCUUCAUGGAAAAUGUUAGUUCUCUCUUUUCAGUUCAUUGUGAUAUAUUUAG
This is a messenger RNA of Doryrhamphus excisus (bluestripe pipefish), 2769 nucleotides long. It is a transcript of the gene mpped2a, whose product is annotated as metallophosphoesterase domain containing 2a. NCBI's taxonomy places the organism in Eukaryota, Metazoa, Chordata, Actinopteri, Syngnathiformes, Syngnathidae. Gene Ontology annotation, molecular function: hydrolase activity. The record is from RefSeq and is a predicted model, not a curated record.